UGAAUGAGAGAGGAAAUCUUCGGUGGUCGGCUGUUUGGUAUGGGGUCAUUGAGCCGAGCAGCCCACCAAAUUGGACGAUUCCCUGUCUAACUACAUGCACAAGUACCCGUAGGACUAUCCACUCCGCGAGGUUUCUAUCACUGGUCGCUUCUAAACCACUGGAAUAAACAAAUUGUUAAUUAACGAUCGAAGAGAAAGUUAUAAUAUCUACUUGCAAAUAUCGAUUUGAAGUCCAAACUAUUGUAUCAUCGCCACUGAGGAAAGUCACUGGUGGAUGCGUGCGUCAUUAUUAGUUGUCGGAGUACUAUUCAUCCGUUUCAUCAAAAGGUUCUGCCACCAGCACCAAAGCGGACUUGAUCUCGUCGCGGUGGUUCAUUAUCUGUCAGUUAUUUCUAAAGACAAUCAUGUACGCCAACGCCGACAAGUAAAGACCUCCAAUGUCCACCUCUUGAAGACAACUGGCAAAUAUUCUCCAACUUCAUCUCCGAUUACAGCUACCUCACCAUAGGGCGCACUACCCGUGAGAUCCUGACGAUUCCACGGGCGAUCCCAUCAAGAGACAGCGUUUAAAUUAGGAGCCGCGAAUACCUAUCAUCGUCAUUGACAGCGACAACGUCUUUUUACAUAAUCUGAGAGACUUCAACCGAUGGAAGUAGAAAUCGAUGUAUUUAUUUGUAUCCAGAGCUCUGAUAGUUAAAGCGGUAACGAAUCCAUCAGGCAGAUUAGGAUGAAAUUCAUUUUCGGGGGCACAGUUGUAUUUUGCUGCAUUGCUACAAUUCUUGCUCAAUGGGAUUGCAUCAGCUUGUUAAACCAAGAAGAAUACUACGGGAACACAACUACAUAUUGCGAUAAUUAUGCAUGUGGUGACGAGUGCAGCAGCUAUGGUUUCGAUCCCGGUCCGGUGUGUGAGUUCACGGGUUAUGAUUUGUUACCUUCGUGCUACAAUGACUUUGGUGAUCAAGUGACGUGCGAUGUACCACCGUGUCAUGAGCAUGCCGGGUGUUACUCAGAGACCACCAAGGGAUCUGACUAUCGAGGCCUGGCCAGCCAUACCGAGAAUGGUUACCGGUGUCAGCCGUGGAAAGACGUCGUAGAGGAGUCCUGGGAUGCAUCCUCUUACCCCGACGCAGGACUAGAAGAUAACUUUUGCCGGAAUCCUAAUGACCGGGACAGACCAUGGUGCUUCUACGUUAACCGUGAUGGUCAUACCGACUGGACCUACUGCGCUAUAUCACCAUGUAAAACCACCGCUCUCUCUGAGUUUACACGCAUCAAAAACUCGUACAACACCGCGGUACCUGAUCCUCCGGGCAACGAGUGGAAUUCGCUCUACUUCGAUGAAAACACGUUGGAUGUAGAGGAGAAGUGCGCCCUCUUGUGUCUAGAAGAGACAUCAUUUUCCUGUCGUCAAUUUCACGUAGCCAUUGGGUCAGGUUACUGUGAGUGGUUAGAGUACGGUGAAUACCACCUCGGCAACCCGGUCGAUUACCGAUACGACACGAAGGGAGAUGUCUUUCUAAGAAUAGACACUUAUUGUGACGGAUUUUACCGUGAUGUCACUCCAAGCACAUGCAGUUUACCUCUUGGAAUGGAAUCAAGCUGGAUACCAGAUGCUGACAUCCGGGCAUCCAGUUACCUUGAUGAAGACCACGCCCCACGCUUUGCUCGUCUCCAUGGUAACUCUUCAUGGAUACCCGACCCAGCUGAUCGCGAACCAUUUAUUCAGGUCAGGUUCCAAGAGCGGAUGAUGAUCACUGGACUCCUGAUACAAGGUGGCGGAGAGAGAGACACCAUGCUCACCUCACUGUUUCAUCUAACUUUUAGUGUACCCGGAUACGACCGUUUAAUCUUUUAUCAACGAUCAAUAUACGAUGACAGUAUACAGUUCUUUUCAGGAAAUUCUGAGUCUACCUGCGUGGUCCAGGUCUCCUUUGAGAGGCCUAUCUUGACCCAUGAGAUCCAGGUCUGGCCCUAUGUACGAUCUGGUCCUGUUGCUCUUAGAUUAGAGUUCAUCGGGUGUAAAGACAAUGGCUGUGACGAAACUAUCACAGGUGCCUCCGUUCCUGCAGCUUAUUUUGAGGCAUCGAGUUUCAGGCAAUCGGGCGAUUUUGAGAGUGCUUCUGAUUUAAACCCAUUCAGAAGGGGAGAUAUUGGCUGGAUACCCGGACCAGCGUGGGAAGACCCUAACCCGUGGUUACAGGUUACGUUCCUCUCAGGGCACAAUGUGGUUGGCAUGAUGAGCCGAAAGUGUGGGGAUGAAACUCAAGGGUUCGGAUGGCUUGUAGGGACUGUGCUUGAUCUAGAAUGGGUCCCUUCUGGAAAUACAAAUAUUUCUCAACUCAACAGCCAAAAACUUAAUAAUCUUGUUCUAAACUACACUGGAGAGGGGUCACUUGCUCGACUGUACUUUAACGAUGUGAUUUAUGACACCCGUGUUGUUCGAAUAAUUCCUACAGAAUGGGGCGGAGAGUACCAGUGUUUGUCAAUGGUUCUGAUGGGUUGUGACUACAGUGAAUAUUCGGAGAGUCUUGAUGACAUAGAUCAUGAGCAACUGCUCACUGACGUAACCUGUCUUGGAUGCAAUACUGAUAGUCUAUCGCGGUGGCGUCUUCACCACUACGCAUCUGAUGGGUCAAGUGGAAUCGCAUUCCCAACACAAACUGAAAAAUGGGUUCAGAUUCAGUUUGGACGGAUUUUCAUUGUCACGGGGUUAGACACACAAGGAGGAACUGGACUGAAUAUAUCGUUUGUAACCGAUCUUGAGAGCCACAUAGACGAGUACACUCUCUCCUACCAGACAACCUUCGAUGAGGACGAACAAGGAGCUUGGAGAAAGCUCGUUGAUAUGAGAGGCGAACCUGUGGUCUUUUACGGUCUCAGAGAUCCAUUCGGAGUAACUACCAGCAAGAUCGAUCAACCCUUCUUGGCGGUCCGUCUUCGCAUUCAUCUGCGUCAACGUGAAGACGUCUAUAUGAGCAGAGUGCGUUUCCGAAUACGGGGGACUGAAUUAAUUGAUAUUUCUCAGUUGUGCACUGACAAUCAGAUCCUCUUCAGAGGUUACUGCAUCGGGGUGGUUGAAACCGAAGGCGACGGUAUUUGCAACGAUGCCUUCCUACCGGGUAGCUACCCGUUGGCCAUCAAGUCGGAGGAUAUUCAGAAUCUCCUCCUGGAGAACCGGGAGCGUUUGCCGGUGGCAAAGGAACUCGUCAUUGGCUUGAGGUCGGAUGUGGAUGGAACGUACAGCUGGCCAGAUGGCACUCCCGUACUCUACAAUAACUUUGCCCCUUUCACCGUGGCGCCGAUAGGAACAGAAGCGUGCUCUUUCAUUAAUUUCUUCAACUGUUUUGUUUGGGAGUUUUAUGACUGCACCCCUUCAGACCGAUCUACAAUAUGCCAGGGUGAUUUAAACGAAUGUUUGGUCCCUGGUCAUAGCUGUGCUCACAACUGUGUCAACGAUGAUGGGGGAUAUCACUGUGAAUGCAGAGAUGACUUCCGGCUUCGGGUUGACUUUCAAGAAUGUGAAGAUGUAUGUUUCAAUUCAUUUGAUGCUGGCUAUCUUCCAUGGGCAAACCUUCGCACGGGUACCUGCUUUCAUCCAGUCCUUCAGAUGGGAACCUUUGAAGAAGCUGUAGAGAGCUGUCAGCUUAUUUACGGAAGAUUACCUAGUCUACUGGAAGCUAGUGAUUUACAGGGCUUCUUGAAUAUCACGGAUGGUUUUCUUUGGGCAGCACCGCCUCCCGGCUUUGAAGUACCCCAGACGAACGACCCUCUCUGUUAUGCAGCCGAAUUUCCUGUCGUUGGCAAUGUAUCAGCCGGACUAUCUCCAUGCAACGGGACACUGCAGUUUGCAUGCAUAAGAGACGUCUCCAACACCAGGAUACAGGAUCUCUUGGAUGAUGACGUCAGGAAUAUCACCCUAGAUGUCUCUUUCGGGUACAUUGAAUUGCGUGCCUACUCUCCGUGGUAUUAUACAGGGACCACAAUAUCUAUUACCAUCGUUGGAGUUCCCGGACUGCAAACAAGGAUAGAUAUAUUAAACAUGGAAUUGCGGACUUUCAGCGAUGAUGUGCAAGGUAGCAGAUGCUUGGAUACACUGUCCAUCUAUGAUCCAAUGACAAAAGGUUAUCGUGAAAUAUGUGGACAUCUUCCACCGUUCCGACUCAUCAUGCCAACCGAUAUCGCAUUAGAGAUAUCGAUAGGAGAGCUUCAGGUGACCAUGGAACCCCUAGGCUUCAGUCUGUACUACGAGAUAGUUGACUGUCAGCGGGAGCAGUGCAUCACAGGAUGCGGGGAGAGUAGUCUGGUUUAUGAGGACGGCAUCCUUGGAACGUCCCCCUUUCCAUCAACCUUCUCACCAUUCAGUGAAUGCCAGGUUCGAGUAAUAGGACCGCCAGACCAAUACAUCGCUAUCAAUUUCACGGACUACAGAAUGAAUACUGUGGGGUCUAUGGACAUGUGCUCUGACCUUCUUGUGCUCUAUUCACGAGAUGAUUGGAAUCAACCUAUCGAGAGGGGAUGUACUGUUUUCCCGUCAUUUCUCAUCACAAACACCAGUCAAGUAGAUGUUCGUCUCUCUCUUGGCUUAGAAAUGUCUUCAGACGGAUUCCAAGCACUUGUCACCUUUGUUGAUAAGCCCGGGUGUUUCGAGAGCAGCUUAGACCAAUGCAUGUCUUCUACCUACGAAUGUGGCGGAACCUCGGGCAUCAUCCUAUCCCCGAACUACCCAGAACUCACCCGAAGUGUCGAGGUGUGUUCGUGGACCAUCACAACUCCCGUGAAGUCCUACAUCAGGCUCAACAUCACAGACUUCGUCUUCAACCUCGAUUGCACUCGGCAACGUCUGGAGAUUAUGGAGCAAAAUGCAGAGACAGGGGUGCCUACACAACUGGCUGUAUUCUGCAGAGAUAAUCCACCAUCGGGGAUCUUGGAGACUAAUCUGAAUUCUGUAUCUGUUGGGCUAAACAUCGAAAACCGAAUGUUCGGGAUACGGAUGUCAUUAGAGUACGAAGCAGCCUACUUUGAACGUCCUUAUUCCAAUGGCUCCAUUUCAGAUCAACAUUGCCCACCCACUGGAUCGGGUGACACAAGAGCUUGGGACUAUUUCAACGGGAACUGCUACCAAUUCGUCCAACAUCCAACUGAUCUGACAUGGGUGGCUGCCGAAGACGAAUGCACAGCCAUUGCCGAAUCGGGCCAUCUUGUCAGUAUACGAAGUAGGGAUGAGGCAAUGUUUAUCCACUACAUGCUAACGUCACAAUGGCCUGUGCAAGGAAUUGACACAUACAUUGGUUUGGGUAGCAGAACAUUUAGUGGUAUAUUUCAAUGGACGGAUGGAUCCCCGAUGACGUACACCGAUUGGUAUAUUCCACCUUUCCCGCAAGGCCAGCCGGUUAGUGAAAUUAUUAGACCCCUAAACGAGCCCGAUGGAGGUGGACUUGAUGCCUGCACGCAGAUUGAGAUUACUAGCAUCCGAUCGACUGCCUCCUGGCAUGAUAUCCCUUGUCUGGCUCGAGCCAGUAACCAGUUCAUCUGCAAGGUUCCAGCCCUAUCAAGUAACGCAGAUAUCAGGAGCAUAGUCUCAGUGCAGCCCGAAUACAUAAAUCCAUCCAGUGUUCCUAACUGCCCUGCUACGAUGAUUACAUGUGGGACUGGGGAGUGUGUCCAUAGUGUUUAUACAUGUGACCGACAUGAGGAUUGUUCCGAUGGCACCGAUGAAAGAAAUUGCCCAGAUAUUACAAGCUGUUCGUCAUCCGAUUUUCAAUGCGAUAAUGGUGAAUGCGUCCCGAUCUCCUUUUAUUGUGACAAUGUGGACAACUGUGAGGAUGGAUCAGAUGAGGAUGAUUGUGCACCUUACACCUGUAAUGAGGGGGAAUUUCGCUGUGAUAACGGCCGGUGUAUAGCGGAUAAUCUAAUAUGUGAUUUGGUGGACCAUUGCUUUGAUAACUCUGAUGAAACUAGUUGCGGGUCUUCUUCUGAGAACAUCUUUACGUGUUACAGCGGUGAUGAUCAUCCACUCUCUGUACAGUGUGAUGGCAUCGUGGACUGCAUUGGAAGUUCUGCAGAAGAUGAACUGUCGACUUGUGAAUACAGACAACUGGACCAUGGUUGUAGUGCUGAUGAAAUUGAGUGUAAUAAUGGUGCUUGCGUGAGUAGAGACUCGCAGUGCAUCUAUGACAUUGAUCCUAGUAGCUACAUCACAGGAUGCCGAGACGUGUCCCAUCUUAGGUCGUGUGAUGACUUUGAAUGCCCGGCCUAUUUCAUGAAGUGCCCCGGUUCAUACUGUGUCCCGCUGAGGUUUCGAUGUAACGGUGUCUGGGACUGUGCAAAUGGAGAAGAUGAAAUGGAAUGCAGUAGUUUCGUGUGCCCAGCAGGAACAUACAGCUGUAGACGCUCGACAAUUUGUCUUCCACCGAACCAGGUCUGUGAUGGAAUUCGACACUGUUCCGACGCUGACGAUGAGCACUUUUGCGGUGUAACAUGUCCAGUUGGUUGCAACUGUACUGGGCUGGUCUUCUCCUGCGUUCUACCAACAACUCAAGAUGAAGAUCCCUCUUACGUUUUCUCCCCGACAGCUAAAAAGAUCUCCAUAAUGUCAGUGCCUCUCAUCCUUGGAUCAGACGUUCAUACCUUAGACGAAGAUCAGGUGUCAGACGAAGAUCACAUGACACCCUCUUAUUCCUUCAAUCCAGUCGAUCAUCCAUUCCUAGCCGAAUUGGAGCUUGUGGAUGAUGAUAUCAAGACAAUUCCGUCCACAUCAUUCACCCAAAACCAAGAUCUGUACUACUUGUCUCUCCGUGAAAAUCCAAUUCAAUACAUUGAAUUUGGUGCUUUCGCCAAUUUGACAAAUCUCCGAGUAUUGGAUAUACGGGAAACAACUAUACCCAGUACCGAUGCCAUCCGAAAAGCUUUACAGGAAAUUCCGUCUCUUGAUAAAGUGUAUGCAGAUAGCUUUGCGUUUUGCUGCAUGUUGGAUCUACAUCCAGCCGAUGCGUCGGACAGCAGCGGUUGCAUCGCGCCAAUCGACCAGUUUUCAUCGUGCGACGACCUCCUGGAGCAGAACACACUCCGCGUGGCCAUGUGGAUCCUAGGUAUCAGCGCUCUGGCGGGUAACCUCUGCACCAUCGGUCUCAGGGUAUUCCGUCGGAAGUCGGUGUCGUCCACGCGAAUCCAAGCGAAAUUGAUCACCCACCUGGCCGUAUCCGAUCUGCUGAUGGGUGUAUAUAUGUUGAUCAUUGCCAUCGCCGAUCAAUACUACAUGGGGGAUUACGCAAUCAAUGCAGAUAGGUGGAGGGGUAGUGUGGUGUGCCGUAUAGCCGGUCUUAUGUCCACGCUCUCCAGUGAAGUAUCCGUCUUCAUUAUCAUGCUCAUCAGCAUAGAUCGCGUCCUUUGCAUCGUGUUCUCGCAGCAUCACCAUCUACAGUUUUCAAACAAGUCCUCUUCGGUUUGCCUCGCGGUGAUGUGGGCCGCCGCUCUUGUCAUUUCGCUGGUACCAGCCUUCCACCUGAACUACUUUGGUGAUCGAUUCUACGGCAGGUCCAGCGUAUGUCUAGGGCUCCCUCUUUCGGCGGACAGACCGGAUGGGUGGGAAUAUUCCCUUUCUAUAUUCCUGGGGUUGAACCUUGUUUGUUUCCUGGUAACUGCCCUCUGUUAUGUUGCCAUAUUCGUCACUGUUCAUCGGUCGGCCAAAAAAGUGUCAAAGGCUAAAGACACAGGCAGACACGUUAGAAACGGAACUAGUAUGCAGGUCAAAUUGGCAACGCGAAUGGCGAUGAUAGUGGGUACGGAUUUUAUUUGCUGGAUGCCAAUCAUCAUAAUGGGUUUUCUGGCAACAAGUGGAGCCGUCGAGAUACCACCCGAUGUCUACGCGUGGACGGCCGUCUUUAUUCUCCCACUCAACUCAUCUCUUAAUCCUUAUCUCUAUACCAUCUCCACCGUUUGGCAACAACAUAAGGCAAAACAGAAACAAAAGGAGUUGAGAGAAUCGGAAGGAACACAAUUAUCAGUUUCAGCAGCUGUGGUUGCAUUACCAGAGAGGGCGCCAUUUAACGGUGUUCCUCAGGAGAAGUACACCCACCUUACCACCGAAUGUAUACUCACACCUUACAACGCCCAGAACAUUGCCAGGAAUUUAGUUCCGCUAUCAAAAUACAUCGAUGAUAGAGGACAUCCGCCUUCUGUUGUUGACUCUUCGUUGAUUUUAAAUGACGUGCGAAGGGCUCUUUCUUACCUCAAAUCGAAGUCUAUUACGAAUUUCACAAUAACAGAAGAUCGUAUUGCUCUACAAUUGAACUCUAAUGAAGAAAUCGUUCGAGCAUUCCUCGUGAAUUGCGACACGGCCCUUCUCGAACCAGCCUCCUCUCCUAAAACCGACAAGAGAGGGAGUAUUCACAGAAAUUUUAUGAAUACGUUCAUGGAAAACAUUAAGGAUUUGAAUGCAGCAAAUGGCCAACCGAAUGGACAGGGAUCUUUUAGAACGGGCUCGACAAGGAAGAGAUCAACGAUAGAAAAUGCGUUAUAGUUCUCUGGUGAAUUAGUCACUGACAAUGUAUUAAAUAGAUUUCAUGGUUUGCGAUCUCCUUCGAAUCUUAUAGACUUUUAAAAUGAAAAAAAUAUACAUGUAUUAUGCAAUAUGUUUUUAUUGCAAUCCUAUGGAAUUAACGAACAUUGAAAUGAAUUGAACAUAAUACGACAUCACCAGAUAUAAUUAUGUAACGCUCAAACCUUCUUAAUUAAAGUCGGAGGAACAACAUUUUUAUGAUACGGUUUGAAUAUGCAACGGGCAAGCCGAUGGUAAAUUUUCUCUGCCUAUAUUGUAUUUUAUUCUAUAUUUUUUUUAUUCCAGCUUAAUUCAUUUAUUUCAAUUCUAGAUCCUGCUAAAACAAUUCAUGAAACAUAUUAGCAAAUAGAAUAGAGGGUGCGUUUACCAUUAAACAUUAACAAAAUAGAAGCUACAAAGCCUAAAAAGGUAAAUGUAAUCGACAUAGUAAGAAAUCAUAUUUAUGCAAACUUUUUACACCAAGAAAAUAAAAACAGGAAAAUCAUCACUGCUGAAAGUUUUUUUUUUACACGAGAGACAUUUUUUUACACAUAACUUUUGAAUAACCUGAGUCUACUUUUUAUCGGAUUUUUAUCAAAUUCUAGCCCUUUGCUUGUUGAAUUUUACUCAAUUUAUUUCAAUACUAUUUUUAGCACGUGCACUCUAUAAUAAUGUCCCCUGUCUUUGUUUUGUUUUUUGUGCGGGGAGUGAAAGAAAAGAUGGCUGAUUCCUAAAGGGGGAAUAAAACAGUUUACAUGGUUUAUGGCAAUGUGAACACAAGACCCAUAUUGAUAUUCCGAACUCGGAUGUGAAUUAAACUAUGGUUCAAAAGUAUGGUUUACUAUGGAUAGCCAAUUGUGACACAGAUAAUAGUACUAUAUCACAUUUUUUUAUUCAUCAACUCAUUUGACCCUCAUAUCCUUUUCCAAUGUCUGCGAAUGAUAACUGAACUAUGGGACAUAAACAGAUAUUUGCAUUUAUUGACUUCCCGUAGUUCAAGUCAAAGAGUUAGACCGUGUUUUAAGUAACCUAGACUUAGUUAACUUAAAAUUCUACUGGACUUCAAAAUACGGACCAUAGUCAUGAUAUGCAGGCCAUUACGUUCUAGGCAUGUAGUGAUGUAUUUCAUGCAGGUAAUGUGUUGUUUC
Lytechinus variegatus (green sea urchin) is the source of this 9684-nucleotide messenger RNA. RefSeq lists its product as uncharacterized. The coding region runs from base 728 to 8518 and encodes 2596 amino acids. The record is from RefSeq and is a predicted model, not a curated record. The transcript is spliced from 46 exons. Lineage: Eukaryota; Metazoa; Echinodermata; Echinoidea; Temnopleuroida; Toxopneustidae. Gene Ontology annotation, molecular function: G protein-coupled receptor activity; calcium ion binding; protein binding. Gene Ontology annotation, cellular component: membrane. Gene Ontology annotation, biological process: G protein-coupled receptor signaling pathway.